AUGCCGAGCCCCCGGAGGAGCGUGGAGGGACGGUCGCUGGGCGCCUCGGCCGCCAGCAGCGGAAGCGGCGGCGGUGGCGGCGGCGGCGGCCCCGGCAGCCCAGCGCACGGAGGUGUUGCUGGCAGGUUUGAGUUCCAGUCCCUGCUGAGUAGCCGCGCGCCGGCCGCCGACCCUACCUGCGCCCGGCUCCGUGCGUCCGAGAGCCCGGUGCACCGGCGCGGCUCCUUCCCGCUGGCCGCUGCGGGCUCCGCGCAGGUGUCCCCGGCCCUGCCGCCCGAGGAUGACCUCAUGGACUUGAACCCGUCCUUCCUGGGCAUCGCCCUGCGCUCCCUACUGGCCAUCGACCUGUGGCUGUCGAAGAAGCUGGGGGUGUGCGCCGGGGAGAGCUCGUCGUGGGGCAGCAUGCGGCCUCUGAUGAAGCUGCUGGAGAUCUCGGGGCAUGGCAUCCCCUGGCUGCUGGGCACCCUCUACUGCUUGUCCAGGAGCGACAGCUGGGCCGGGCGCGAGGUGCUGAUGAACCUGCUCUUCGCCCUGCUCUUGGACUUGCUGCUGGUGGCCCUCAUCAAAGGGCUGGUCCGCAGGCGCCGGCCGGCCCACAAUCAGAUGGACAUGUUUUUCACCCUCUCGGUGGACAAGUACUCCUUCCCGUCGGGUCACACCACCAGGGCCGCCCUGGUGGCGCGAUUUAUCCUCAACCACCUGGUACUGGCCAUUCCUCUCAGGGUGCUGGUGGUACUGUGGGCCUUCGUCUUAGGUCUCUCCAGGGUCAUGCUCGGCCGGCACAAUGUCACUGACGUGGCUUUUGGCUUUUUUCUGGGUUACAUGCAAUAUAGUAUCGUGGACUAUUGCUGGCUCUCACCUCAUAACGUUCCGGUUCUCUUCGUACUGUGGAAUCAACCUUGACCCCAUCUUCAACUGACGACUGGGUCUAGGAGGUCCGGACAGUUCUAUGUCUCCAUGAUGCCAGCCUAAACCAGUGGCCAUCCCGCUUGCCUCCCGUGGACAUUCCAGGUUUUUUCCUUUGGGAUCUCAGGCGUCCCACCUUCUUGAUAUAUUGCUAGGCCGAAGCACAUGCUGGCCAUUACUGAACACCGCCAUAUAGGGAGGGGGGACCAAUCCCUCUUGUAUGUUUGAGCAACAACUAUUUAUAUCUGUAGGGCAAUUGCAAAGAAACCAAGCUAGAGAAGGGGGUUGGUUAUAUGUUUGCUGUGUUUUUUUUUCUUUUUAAUUGACAUAUUUGUAUGAUAUAAUUAUCCCUCAAAUCAACAUACCACUUGUAAAUGAGAAACUUAACCUUUAUUCCACAAAUAUACAUGCAGAUAAGCCAUAGUCCUUUUCCUGAGGUAGAUUUUAAACAGUAUUUCAAAGUCAGAGACAUAGUUGGUGUGUGUGUGUGUGUGUGUCUGUGUGUGUCUGUGUCUGUGUGUGUGUGUUUCUACUUUAUUCCCUGCAGUUCUGUUGCCACUAUCAACCAGGUUUAUUUCUUCUUAAUCCUGAUUUUCUUGGUAAGAAUUUUACUUUCUAUUUAUCUUUUCCAUCUUUGUGGAUUGGGCAGUGAGGG
Perognathus longimembris pacificus (Pacific pocket mouse) is the source of this 1561-nucleotide messenger RNA. It is a transcript of the gene Plpp6, whose product is annotated as phospholipid phosphatase 6. Gene Ontology annotation, molecular function: sphingosine-1-phosphate phosphatase activity. The coding region runs from base 1 to 903 and encodes 300 amino acids. NCBI's taxonomy places the organism in Eukaryota, Metazoa, Chordata, Mammalia, Rodentia, Heteromyidae. The record is from RefSeq and is a predicted model, not a curated record. The transcript has a single exon.